UUGGCGGUCACUGUCAGACUGUCAGUUGUGUUAAAAAAUAAUAUUUAGUUUGAAUGCAAAUGCUCAAAUCAGAUUUACAUUGAAUUAAAAUGGUGCAAAAUGAAUCAGAAAGUUGGACAAGUGAUGAUACGAUAAGAAUUUUGAUCGCUUCAGAUAUUCAUUUGGGUUAUUUAGAAAACGAUGCGGAGCGCGGCGAGGAUAGCUUCAUCGCUUUCGAAGAAGUUUUGUCGCUGGCUGUCCAAUACGACGUUGAUCUCGUGUUGCUUGGGGGUGACCUGUUUGACCAGGCGAAGCCCUCUCCGAGCUGUAUGUUCAAGUGUACUCAGAUCAUCCGCAAGUAUUGUUUCGGAGACAAACCGGUUAGUGUAGAGUUGCUAUCAGAUCAGUUACAAAAUUUUUCAAGAGUUGUUAACUACGAGGAUCCUAAUUUGAAUAUUUCCUACCCCAUUUUAUCAAUUCAUGGCAACCACGAUGAUCCCGUUGGACAAGGCAGCAUUAGUUCCCUGGAUAUACUUUCUAUGACGGGACUGGUUAACUAUUUUGGUAAAUGGAGCGAUUACACGCAUGUUCGAGUGUCUCCUGUUCUCUUGCAGAAGGGGGAGACCAAAUUGUCUCUGUAUGGAUUGAGUCAUCUCAAAGAUCAGCGACUCUCCCGCUUAUUCGGGGAAAAGAAAGUUGAAAUGGACCUGUUAGAAGACAAUAAUGAUUGGUUUAACAUUCUCGUGCUUCAUCAAAACAGAGCUGAUAGAGGCCAUGGAAAUUACAUUCCAGAAAAUGUGUUGCCAAAUUUUUUAGAUCUAGUCAUAUGGGGACACGAACAUGACAGUCAAGUGUUUGCUAUGAAGGGUAUAAAGAGAGAGAAUGAAGGUUUCUGUGUGAUCCAGCCGGGCAGUACAGUGGCUACAUCUUUGGCUGCAGGAGAGGCACUGCCCAAGCAUUGUGCUCUGCUGCAGUUACACAAAAAAGAUUUUAUUGUAACUCCUCUACCUCUGAAGACUGUGAGACCUUUCAUUUUUAAAACAAUUGUUCUGUCAGAAGAAAAUUUAGGUGGCAAAACAGUGAAGGAAAGUGAGAGAGUACAAGAAUUUUUAAAGGAAAAAGUGGAGGCAGCUAUAGAAGAAGCGAACAAGUUACGCAGUGGCAAUCCGAAACAGCCAAGGCUUCCCUUGGUCCGUCUCUCAGUGUUUUAUGAACAUGACAGUCAAGAUUUCAACCGCAUUCGAUUUGGUCAAAAUUUCAAUGGUAUAGUAGCAAACCCUAAUGACAUUUUAAUAAUGAAAAAAGAGAAAAAAAUAAGGGAAAGAAAAGAAAACGAAAAAUGUGAGGAGGUGGACAUGAGAGGCGCGGCCGUGGAAGCGACCGACGUGGAGACGUUGUUGCGGGCGUACUACAGCGCGCUGCCGGCCGAGCGACGCCUCGCCGUGCUCUCGGUGCGCUCCAUCACCGAGGCGGUGCGCGACUACACCUUAAAGCGCGACGACGGCGUGUUUCGCCGUGUGCUGGAGGGGCACCGGCGACAUUGUGUAGAGUCCUUACUCGACUCGACUGCCGAGACGGUUGAAGAGGUACAUGAGCGACUGCGGAUAUGCAAGGAGGUAUUGGAUGCGACGGAAGAGGCACAGCUGAAGGGAUUGAUCGAGCAGGCCGCUACCAAACGAGCGGUGACAGUGGACGAGAGCGAAGAAUCCGAGGGCGAGGUGGUGGUGGAGCGCGUGUUGGAGGGGCGCGGCCGAGGCCGGGCUCGAGGGCGGUCGCCGCGGGGUGCGCGGGGCAGGGCCCGGGGACGCGCGCGCGCCCCCUCGCCCGAGCGCCGCACGCCGCGCCGCCAGGCCGCGGUCAAGUCCAACGAGUGGUUGCAGAAACUCUCCGCCGAGCGAGUCUCACGGCGUAGGCACGAUUCCUCUGAAAUCGAACUCUCCGAUUGACAACUUAUUUCACUGUAUUAUGUAUAUUACAGUCUUCCUUUCA
Messenger RNA from Papilio machaon (common yellow swallowtail), 1968 nucleotides. It is a transcript of the gene mre11, whose product is annotated as double-strand break repair protein MRE11. The record is from RefSeq and is a predicted model, not a curated record. Gene Ontology annotation, cellular component: Mre11 complex; nucleus. Gene Ontology annotation, biological process: double-strand break repair via nonhomologous end joining; mitochondrial double-strand break repair via homologous recombination; telomere maintenance. Gene Ontology annotation, molecular function: manganese ion binding; DNA endonuclease activity; 3'-5'-DNA exonuclease activity. The transcript has a single exon. Lineage: Eukaryota; Metazoa; Arthropoda; Insecta; Lepidoptera; Papilionidae. The coding region runs from base 90 to 1925 and encodes 611 amino acids.